Magnolia sinica is the source of this 2762-nucleotide messenger RNA. RefSeq lists its product as uncharacterized. The record is from RefSeq and is a predicted model, not a curated record. NCBI's taxonomy places the organism in Eukaryota, Viridiplantae, Streptophyta, Magnoliopsida, Magnoliales, Magnoliaceae. Bases 161 to 2323 code for a protein of 720 amino acids. The transcript is spliced from 10 exons.
AGAAAUCAUAUUGCAUUCGCCUUUGGCGGGGUUUUCUCAUUACAUUUCCUCUCUCCAAAGCCUGCCUCCGUGCAAGGAGAAAGAGAAGGUUCGUUCCUUCGCUCGCUUGCACUAUCCUACAUCGAGUUAGCAUAUCAGCUUAACGUGCGCUCACACCCCGAUGGAGGGCGGAAUCACAGUAUUCGGGAAUUUCAUGCGACAGAACUCCAUCAAAUCCCUAUUCAGAGGAAGGAAGACGGAGAAGGAAACGGACGCAUCUAUAAAGCCCAUACCUCAGCUCUCUCCCAUCGCCAAUUCUGUCAUUACUCGAUGCUCCAGGAUUCUUCAACUCUCAACAGAAGAUUUGCAGCAUCAGUUUGAGACUGAGUUACCUGACCACUUCAAGGAACCUUCUACCUAUGCUAGGAACCUGUUGGAGUAUGGUGCAUACAAAGCACUAAAUAUUGUUAUACGAAGCCCAGACCAUUUGGCUGAUAAAGAAUUCCGCCGCUUAACGUUUGAUAUGAUGCUAGCAUGGGAGGACCCUGGCACCGAGAGUGUAUCCCUACACAAACAGACUGCUUCUAGUAGUAAUCCGGAGAUUGAGGAUGAGGAAGGGGGAUCACUAUUUUAUACAAAUUCCACGAGCAUGGCUAUUCAGGUCGAUGAGAGGAAAACUGUUGGACCAGAUGCUUUUGCACGAAUUGCUCCUGCUUGUCCUGCUGUGGCAGAUAUAAUUACUGUUGACAACCUUUUUUAUAUGCUUACAAGUGCUUCAGGUGGCCAGCUCCAUUUUCUCAUAUACGACAAGUACCUUGGAAGCCUUAGAAAGGUGAUAAAAACUGCCAAAAGUGCAUCAGGGAGGGCUACAGGUUUGAAUCUUCAACUCUCUAAAGGAGAAAUUGUCUUGGAUGUUGAUGGCACAAUUCCCACUCAACCAGUUCUUCAACACAUAGGCAUAUCUGCAUGGCCUGGACGCUUGACACUGACCAACCAUGCUCUUUACUUCGAGUCGUUUGGAGUUGGUUUACAUGAUAAAACGGUCGUAUACGAUUUGACAAUGGACUUGAAGCAGGUUGUCAAGCCUGAAUUGACUGGACCUCUGGGGGCUCGUCUCUUUGAUAAGGCCAUGAUGUAUAAGUCAACAUCGGUAGCAGAGCCGGUAUAUUUGGAGUUCCCUGAAUUCAAAGGCCAUUCACGCCGUGACUACUGGUUGGCAAUUACUAGUGAGGUCUUGCAUGUACAUAGAUUCAUUAGAAGAUUCAACAUGAAAGAAAUUCAACAGGCUGAGGCACUCUCGAGGGCCACUUUAGGCAUCUUCCGCUAUCGUGCUGUGAGAGAAGUUUUCCAUAUCUUGCCUUCUCAUUUUAAGACUUUACUUGCUUUUGACUUGGCUGGAAAACUUCCUGGGGGAGAUACAAUCUUGGAAACUCUAUCAAGUCGCUUGGCGCUUUUGUCUACCCAAUCCAAAAGGAGUGAUGUUUCUGUUGGGACUUCAAACAAUGCAAGAUUGCCGACUGUUUUGUCCCCAUUUUCAGUAAUGACACUUUCUAGACUUGGCUUUGUGCUCCCAAAAGAGGUAGAUUUUCCUGAAGAAGCCGAACUCUAUGUUGGAGAUGUUUGCGUUGGUGAGAUAAAUCCUCUCGAAAUGGCAGUUAAAGAGUCAAAAUUUGACUCUAGCAAAGCUGAGGCAGCACAAGCAACUGUGGACCAGGUGAAAGUGGAGGGAAUUGAUACAAAUGUGGCUGUUAUGAAGGAAUUACUUUUCCCAGUGGUCGAAUCAAUCAAAAGACUUCAGUUUUUGGCCUCAUGGGAAGAUCCUUUUAAGUCAACAUUAUUUUUGGUGUUGAUCUGCUAUGCAAUUUACAGGGGUUGGAUCAAGUAUAUGUUGCCCUUUAUUCUUGCGGUCCUUGCAACUCUCAUGCUCUGGCGCAAACAUCGCAGCAAAGGGAAGCCAUUGGAAGCCUUCAAAGUCAAUCCUCCCCCAAGUCGGAACCCCUUUGAGCAGCUCAUAGCGUUGCAGGAAGCCAUUUCUCAGUUUGAAAUGCUUGUUCAAGAUGGAAAUAUUGUUCUCCUCAAGCUAAGAGCUCUCUUGCUUGCAGCACUGCCACAGGCUACAGACAAAGUGGCUCUCUUCCUGGUCAUCAUGGCUGCUGUGUUUGCAAUUGUGCCACUGAAGUAUCUGUUCACAUUCGCAUUCCUUGAAUGGUUUACGAGGGAGAUUCCUUUUAGGAAAGAGGUCAGUGAAAAGUGGACAAGGAGAAUAAGGGAAUGGUGGGUCAGAAUCCCAGCAGCUCCUGUUCAGCUCAUCAAAGCUGAAGAUAAUAGCAAGAAACGGAAAUGAUUCUGGAACAUGGCUAUGUCAUAUCUCCUAUUCUUUUCAUUUCUUGAAAUCUAUGCUGUGUAUUUGUUUGGUUAGGGUAUCUAGUUCUGCAGAUCGUGUGCUUGGGAGUUGCUGGAAGCUGGGCCAUCUGCCACCAGUAGCCGGAAGCUUGGCGCAUUUUGGUCAUUCUAAAGGUGCUAGAUGUAGAAUGGGGCAUGUUUAUUUAUUCAACCCAGGAGGUGCGCUUUUGUGGCCUUUCAUGGAAAAGGAAAUUUACAAUGCUCGGACCCAGCUAGCUCGGCCUGGGUUCUGGCCAACACUCUUUUACACAUGGUGCCGGAAACUCCGCACCAGAGCAUAGCUAUCCGACUGACUGUUGGAUGGUCAAAAUUAACUAUUGCCUACUGUUUCUACACAAUGGGAAAGCCCAUUGAUUGAAUGGCUGGAUUGUUGGAUCUCA